This is a messenger RNA of Schistosoma haematobium, 1236 nucleotides long. RefSeq lists its product as uncharacterized. The transcript is spliced from 5 exons. The record is from RefSeq and is a predicted model, not a curated record. The coding region runs from base 1 to 1236 and encodes 411 amino acids. Lineage: Eukaryota; Metazoa; Platyhelminthes; Trematoda; Strigeidida; Schistosomatidae.
AUGAAGAUUUUAUAUGUUUGUUUAUUAAUUAUUACAUUGUUUACUAUGACUAUUCAAUAUAAUUAUCAAACAUAUCCAAAUAAUUAUCGUAGACAAUUAAAUAAUCAAUAUAGCCCUAGCAACCAUUAUUAUUAUUAUAAUAAUUACGAUAAUGAUAAUAAUAAUAAGGGUAAACGUUAUGAUGGUAAUAAUAAUAAUAAUAAUAAUAACCAUUACUAUUAUGGUCACAAUCGUAGAAAACAUGGUAAUUAUUAUCCAUCUAAAAGAUAUACUAAUAAAAAACCUAAAAAAAUGCAUCUUACAAGAAAAUAUCUUAUGGAAGGUGAAGCUAAACAUAUUCAUCAAAAACAUGGUGAAAAACAUAUAAAAUCAGUUGGUGAAUUAUUUGGUUUUACUGAUACAUAUCAAGGAUCUGAUUAUACAUUAACAACAACAUUUCAUAAAGGUAGUUUAUCAACAAAAUAUGGUAAACCAAAAUAUUUUUCUACAUAUGAUACAGAAGGACAAAUUAAACAUUAUAAAAAUACACAUGGUCGUGCUAAAUUUAAUCUUAAUUCCAAAUUACAUGGUCAUGAAAAAUAUAAAGAUUUGAAAGAAAUGAAAGCCAAUAUAACAUUUGAAAAUAAUGAUGAUACAACAGAUGAUGAAUCGAAUUAUUCACCAACUAAUCAUCCAUAUGGAAAAUUAGAAGAAUUCCAAUAUAUCAAUAUGUUUUUUAAAGACAAUAUUAAUACUAAUGGUAAUAAUAAUACAAUAGGAAUAAUAAUAUAUAUUGCUUUAAUGAAUUCAAUUUAUACACAUUCUAAUCAUUAUUAUAAUGGACUUUUAGAACAUUCUAAAAGAAAUUCAUACGAUGCUAUAAACUUUCCAUUGAAAACAAUUCAUGGACGUAAAUAUGAUAUGGAAGAUGGAGCUGGAUUUGUACCAGAUAAUUAUGGUAAUCAUGAUAACCACGAUGAUCAAGAUUAUGAUUCAUAUCAUAGUAAUAAUUAUGAUGAUGGUGAAGAGCAUAAUUAUGGUCAUGUUAAUUUAGCAGAACAAUCAAUGAAUAAAUUAAAAGAGUUAAAACGUCGUAAAUACAAUGAAUAUUAUAAAAGUAAUGAUGAAGAAGAAGAGGGAGAAUAUGGCAAACAUGAUGAUGAUAAACCACAUGAAUAUCUAAAUGAAGAAUCACCACAACGAUCAACUGAAGCGCCGAGAAGAACUACAACCAGGCCAAAUUCGUUGGCAGAGUGA